UUGGCUGGAUGCUCUUCCUGCCGGCUGCAGCUGCUAGAGCUUCCAUGGGGCCAUAGACGGGGAGGGGGCUGAAGCCAAGGGGUCCCCCAGGGUGGGAGCGAGAGGGGGGGCUGAAGGAAUUUUGGGGAGGGGGGAACUUACCUCCCCCAGCCCCCUCCUUUCAAUAGAGCCAAGGGUUAACCCCUUUGCUGCUGGGCUCUACAGGCAACGCCCCCUCCCCAUCUUUGCCCCCCUCCCCACAUACGCUAUGGGGCCUGACGCACCUCUCUGACAGCUGGGGGUUGAGCCGCUCUCUGUGUCCAAAAGAUGUCUGCUUCUUCUUCUUCGGCCCAUCCAUCCACAUCUGACCUUUUACUGCACCUGGAGAGGGCUGUAAUUGUGACAUCCGAGAACCACCUCUUCAGUGGCUCCUUGGAUUGUGACAUCUUUCCUAUCCAUUCCCACCUCCAUCUUCCCUCCCCUGCGACCUAAGGUCUGAGCUUUACCCUGCCCUAGACAUCUCCCAUACCUUAAGAACUUGGAUUUUGCAGCGAUGACCUCUGCCAGACGAUUAAUUCUCAGCUAAUACCGUAAUCUCAGUGGUCGUGGCCUCCUGUGGAAGCUACCAAGAAUUUUGGUUUGCAUCUUGCGAGCGGGUUAGGAUUGGCACCGGCUGGCCUUCAGGGACGUUGAACUGGAUAUAGGGGUACCAUGGAGUUUGCUGAGCUUAUCAAGACCCCACGGGCUGACAAUGUGAUCCUUCACCGCCCCUUCUACCCAACGGUGGAGGGGACACUGUGCUUAACAGGGCAUCACCUCAUCUUCUCCUCACGACGGCAAGACAACGUUGAAGAACUGUGGCUUUUGCAUUCCAACAUCGAUUCUAUCGAAAAACGCUUUCUCGGCUCCUUGGGCACCAUCAUCAUCAAAUGCAAAGACCUGCGGAUUAUUCAGCUUGACAUUCCUGGCAUGGAGGAGUCUUUGAACAUAGCCAGCUCCAUUGAGGCCCUGUCUACUUUGGAUGCCAUCACCCUGAUGUAUCCGUUCUUUUAUCGGCCCAUGUUUGAAGUCAUCGAAGACGGCUGGCACUCUUUCCUGCCAGAGCGUGAAUUCGAGCUGCUGAGUGCCGUGACAAAUGAAUGGCGGCUGAGCUACAUCAACAAGGACUUCUCCGUCUGUUCCUCCUACCCGCCCAUCGUCACUGUUCCCAAGUCGAUCGACGACGAAUCUCUCUGGAAAGUUGCCGGAUUUCGCCAUGGUGGGCGCUUCCCAGUCCUCAGCUAUUACCACAAGAAAAACGGGAUGGUAAUGAUGCGCAGCAGCCAGCCGCUCACGGGCACAAACGGGCGCCGUUGCAAAGAAGACGAGAAGCUGAUCAACGCCACCCUGAGGGCAGGGAAACGAGGCUACAUCAUCGACACCCGCUCCCUGAACAUCGCUCAGCAAGCCCGGGCCAAAGGCGGCGGCUUCGAGCAGGAGGCCCAUUAUCCCCAGUGGCGGCGGAUUCACAAGUCCAUCGAGAGGUACAAUAUUCUGCAGGAGAGCCUCAUCAAGCUGGUGGAGGCCUGCAACGACCAGUCACAUAAUAUGGACCGCUGGCUGAGCAAGCUGGAGGCGUCCAACUGGCUGACCCACAUCAAGGAGAUUCUGACCACGGCCUGCUUGGCUGCACAGUGCAUCGACAGGGAGGGGGCCUCUGUCCUGGUCCAUGGGACAGAAGGCACCGACUCAACGCUGCAGGUGACGUCUCUGGCUCAGAUUAUUCUGGAUCCCAGAUGCAGGACCAUUCGUGGCUUCGAAGCUCUCGUCGAGAGGGAGUGGCUGCAGGCCGGCCACCCGUUUCAGCAGCGCUGCGCCCAGUCGGCGUAUUCGAACAGCAAGCAGAAGUGGGAGGCCCCCGUGUUCCUGCUCUUCCUGGACUGCGUCUGGCAGAUCCUGCGCCAGUUCCCUUGCUCCUUUGAGUUCAACUACCACUUCCUCCUCAUGCUCUUCGAACAUUCCUACGCCUCCCAGUUCGGCACCUUCCUGGGCAACAAUGAAAACGAGAGGUGUAAGCUCAAACUGCCCCAGAAGACGAUGUCCCUGUGGUCCUGGGUAAAUCGGCCGGAAGAGCUCAACAGGUUCAAGAACCCUCUCUUUGAGGCCAACAGCCUGGUCAUCUGGCCGUCUGUCGCACCGCAGAGUCUGCAACUUUGGGAAGGAGUCUUCCUCCGCUGGAACCGGUCCUCCAGGUUUCUGGAUGAAUCCUACCAAGAAAUGAUCAACAUCAUAAGGUACAACAAAGAACUCCAAGUGAAAGUCAACUUGCUGAGGCGGCAGCUGGCGGAACUGGAGACGGACGACAGCAUGCACCACGACGGGAUGCCGGAAAGCCCCUGAGGUCCUGCAGGGCUCCCGGGCCAGGGGUCUCCUCCUCCUCCGUCGGGCGAGUCGUCUCAACACACUAAGCAUUAAAACACACAAGACUUGCAUGUGCUCCAA
This is a messenger RNA of Elgaria multicarinata webbii, 2460 nucleotides long. RefSeq names its product myotubularin related protein 9 (gene MTMR9). Lineage: Eukaryota; Metazoa; Chordata; Lepidosauria; Squamata; Anguidae. The coding region runs from base 691 to 2358 and encodes 555 amino acids. The transcript is spliced from 12 exons. Gene Ontology annotation, molecular function: phosphatidylinositol-3-phosphate phosphatase activity. Gene Ontology annotation, biological process: phosphatidylinositol dephosphorylation; negative regulation of autophagy. Gene Ontology annotation, cellular component: cytoplasm; membrane. The record is from RefSeq and is a predicted model, not a curated record.